Messenger RNA from Fonsecaea erecta, 1728 nucleotides. RefSeq lists its product as hypothetical. Gene Ontology annotation, molecular function: molybdenum ion binding; oxidoreductase activity. Gene Ontology annotation, cellular component: mitochondrion. The record is from RefSeq and is a predicted model, not a curated record. Bases 1 to 1728 code for a protein of 575 amino acids. The transcript is spliced from 3 exons. Lineage: Eukaryota; Fungi; Ascomycota; Eurotiomycetes; Chaetothyriales; Herpotrichiellaceae.
AUGCACACCGACAUCCGGGCCAGAGAGCUGCAUCAUCCCAUCCAGCCGGAAGAUGAGUGGAAGCUCGAGCAAGGCCUCGCGGCUGCCGAGCUGCCCCUUCGCGAUCAGACUCUCCCCGAAGGUCAAUUAGUCGAAGAGAUAGCACUCGACCAAGAAGUAAUCAAGGAGGUCGAGGACGCUCGCGCGUACCUCGAAAAAGAAAACAUUGAUCCCAAUGUGGCAUUCGCUGAAGAACGCGCAGGAUGGCACGGUUACAUCGAAUGGGAACAGUAUCCGGAGAAGAAGGCCCUUGCGCACAAGAUUAUGAUCACCAACAAAUUCCCGCCUCCACCAGAGUUCCAGCUGGGUCCUAUUCCUGACACAAACCCUGUUCUGGAGGGCGUCCGCUGGAAACAGUGGCACAAGGCCAUUGGAGGCCCUCUGACGGCAGUCCCUGAAGAAUCCUGGCUUCGCGUCAUUCAGGAGAAGCACCCUGAAAUGCUUCACCUCCUGCAGUUCCCCUACAACGGAGAACCCCCAAAGCGAUUGGUCACCGCCAAACCCGUCACCCCGAAUCCUCUGCAUUUCAUUAGAAACCACGGAGGUAUUCCUGAUAUCGAUGCGGAUGCGUGGGAACUCAAACUCGACGGCAUGGUCAAACAUCCCCGUACUUUCACGCUGAAAGACCUGCAGAACGAGGAGAUCUUUCCACGCAUGGAGAAAUUGGUAACGAUCCAGUGCUCCGGUACGCGUCGUAUCGAGCAGAUUCAAAUGUACGCAGGUGAAGGUGACGAGAUGAUUAAUGCACCCUGGGCCGAAGGCGCUAUCGGCACAGCUCGCUACGUCGGCGUGUCGCUCAAGAAGGUCAUCAAGCAGUGCGGCGGCAUGGCCGAGGGCGGUAAACACUUGGAAUUCCACGGAGCGGACACCUACUUCAAGCAGAACGAGGUUAUGAACUACUUGGUCAGUGUGCCAUGGUCCAAGGUCAAGGCCAACGAGGUUAUGUUGGCAUGGGAGAUGAACGGUGAACCCCUGCCCAAGAUCCAUGGUUAUCCUGUGCGCAUGGUAGUCAUGGGCUACAUCGGAGCCCGUUCGGUGAAAUGGGUGUACCGCAUCCGCGCUCUUCCUCACCCAACCCGGGCUCCCGUGCAGAGCAAGGAGUACCUGUACUUCAACCAGCAGGUGGGCAAGCACAACCAGCUCCCGGUACUGGGAAUCCAGAUCCAGGAAAUGCCCGUCUCCAGCGCCAUCAUGUCACCAUGGGCUAAGCAAGUGGUGGUGCACGAGGGCAAGAUCGCCUGCAAGGGCUGGGCUUACUCCGGCGGCGGUCGCUGGCCUGAACGAGUCGAGCUCUCCGCCGACGGCGGCUUCUCGUGGUACUCGGUACCCAACGAGAACCUCUCGACCAAACACAAAUGGGCGUGGCGCACCUGGGAGUACGACCUGCCCUGCGACGUCGAGGGGUGGAUCGAAGUUGUGGUGCGCUGCUGGGAUAACAGUCUCAAUACGCAGCCUCUCGAGGUGCGCAACUCAUGGAAUUGGGGGCUGCAUGUGACGUCGUCGUGCCACCGGGUCAAGAUCUACAGCGUCAACAAGAGCCGCGAGCAGACGAGGAAGAGGAUCGAGGAUUUCGCCAAGAGAGGCGAGUCGCUGGUGCCCAUUACGCGGCCGACCGAGUUCCAGACUAUGACUCCGGAUGAGUACGACGACUGGUGGUCGAAACACGAUCCUCGAGAUGUGGAUGAAUGA